CCCUGGAGAGUUUGAAAAUGAAGUCGUCUAUUGUCUCCGCUUUGGCUCUUGCCCUUGGUGCCUUUGCCACCCCGUCUGCCAAGGUCGAUUCUAGUCUGGAGAAGCGUAAUCCUACCGGAUCUUUCAGUUUGUAUGCCUGGGGUGUGGCCUCUCGCGGACUGAAGUUCUUCUACUCUGAUGGUCUUGCGUAUGCCGGUGAUUCAUCCCUCUGGCCUUAUGGAUCUGUCACUACCGAUGUCACCUUUGUGAUCACCGACACUGAGUUGGUAACCACUGCCACCACUGAUGGCGUCACUCUCGACUCCGAUACUCUGUUCUAUAUCCGCCCGACCGCAGACGAGAUCCUGCCUGUUGGUUUCACCGGCUACGGAAUUGACACUCCCUCUGAUGCUGCUACGGAUAGCUUCAUCUUCUAUGGUUCCUAUCUCAUGUGGGAGGAGUCGUCGGGCGAGUUGUCUGAUGUUUUCCGUCUGAAGGAAACGAACGUCUCGGACGUGUAUCAAGUUUACUGGGAUACUUCAAGUUUGGAUGAGAGUGGAUACUACUAUCCUACUGUCAAGGAUACUGCUCCUUCUGAUUAGAUGCUGGGUUAGCUAGAGUGAACUGUGUCUGGGUUUUGUUCUCUAUGACAUGUGCAGUAAUACACCAUAGUCUGUGAAGGCUCUGAUGAUAAUUUAACUCCUGUCAUGAUGUUGAGGAAUUAUUCCAGGGUAGAAUGGAUAGAUAUGAAUCGAUCUAAUAGAACUUUUGAG
Molecule: messenger RNA, 752 nt
Organism: Aspergillus sclerotioniger CBS 115572
Lineage: Eukaryota; Fungi; Ascomycota; Eurotiomycetes; Eurotiales; Aspergillaceae
Exons: 3
Source: RefSeq, a predicted model, not a curated record